Molecule: messenger RNA, 2035 nt
Organism: Quercus robur (English oak)
Lineage: Eukaryota; Viridiplantae; Streptophyta; Magnoliopsida; Fagales; Fagaceae
Exons: 4
Coding region: 1260-1619 (119 amino acids)
Source: RefSeq, a predicted model, not a curated record
UUUCCCUACCUUCUGAGCUAUUUUCUCUUCCUCUCCUCUUCUUCUUCUCCCUUUUUGUUUCACAAGUCACGCCAUUUUUGCUUCUAUCUUGCUCUUCAAUUUUAUUUUCAACUUCUAUAUCAUGGUUGAGAGGGUCAGAUAGUGAGAGAUGAUAGAGAGACAAAGAGCUACAAGUGCAAAAAUGUGAUACUGAUGAGAGAAUGAGAAGGAUUUUUGGUGAUCUAGUGAAAAAGAUGCCGAUCAAGUUCAGAAAGGGAAAAUAAGAAGCCAAAAUUCAUACCGGCCGGAAAAUGAAUUUCGGCCGAAAUUGGCCGGAAUUGACCGGAACGGGCCGAAAUGGGGCGAAAUUUAAUCCGAGGUGGAAUGGAGGGUAUUCCGUUUUACACACCGGUACGAUAUAUUCCGGCCGGAACGGAACGGAAUCCAUAACAUUAAAUUGGCAGCGUCUACCAAAGCUUCUAUAGGUGAAAGAAAAUUUGCAAGUAUCUUGGUCAAUGGUGUUUUGUUGGAUGGAAUUGGGUGAUUGGCUGUCAUACAGGUUCUUCAAAUCUACCAGUCAUGAGUAAAUCUUCUUUAAGUUCAGGCAUCUUUCUUAAGUACAAGUCAAUUUGGAAUUUAACUUGAUGAUAAUUGGGAUUUGUUUUGAUUCUUCUGGGGCAAAAGGAGAUGAUACUUUUAGUCUGUGCACCAUGGUGUGCAAAUGGACAUAUCUUGGUCUGGGAUAUAUGCAGAAAGUCAAUGAAAAAGAUUCCUGAGAUAUGGAAGCUUGUGGAUGGGAGUUCAGGACAGCUUAACAUGUAGCAUAUAUGAAAUAUAAUUAUUUUCUUGAAUGGGUCUUCUUUCUUGAUUUUUAAAAACUUAUACGUAAAUUUUGAGUGUAGUAAUUAAUAGCAAUAAUCUUUUAUUGCCUGGUCGUUAUAAAAAAUUUUAAUUUUAAAUUUUAAAUUUCAAUUUUAAUUAUUUAUUCUACCCUUUGCAUUUUCUGCUGCAGUUUGUGACUUGGUAAUGAAUAGUGUCAACAGGACUGUGUAGCUUUUCCUGACCAUCUUUUGGGUUCUGGUCUUACUCCAGCUGCCGUGAAGGCAAGAAAUUUUGUACUGAAGAUUUCACAUUGAUUUACAGUGGCAUGACUUGAGGUCCAUUAGCAAAAAAACAUGUUUAUUUAGUUGCAAGAAAAUAUGAGUCACACUAUUUUCCUGGCCUUUGGUGGGUGAUUUAACUUGAUACUAGUAUUCACACCUAUUUGUAGCUAAUUUCAUAUGUAUAUAAGUGAUUUAAAUUUCCAGGAACUGGGUCUUGUAGCAGGAAUUCAUUUUGAAACUUCACUGAUUGAUGCUCAUGCUGGUGGCGUGGGGGUAAUGGAAAGUGUGCCACAUUUGGAUUCUGAAGCUAGAGAGUGUGAUAUGGAAGCUAUAUGCUACCACAUGGUGUUAGUCUGUGGAACUUCUACCUGCCAUAUGGCCAUAUCAAGGAGCAAGUUAUUCAUUCCAGGGGUCAGGGUACCGUUCUGGUCUGGUUGCCUUAUAAUUGUUCCACCAGGGAACAAGUUUGUGCUUUUGGGUGCUGCCAUUCUGGGAUCUCAGUGCAGUUUCUGCAAGGAAGUUUUAAAGUCUGAAUGAGGUCAUGAGGGCCAUGAAUGCAGCUGGUCAGGUAUACAAAAUGGUUCUUUUACUAUCAUUUUUACUCUUUAAUUCAAUCCUAUUUCUUUAAAUUCAAGAUGAGGUGAGAAAGGUGUUCAAACUCGGCAAGGGACUUGAAUGUAGUUCUGGAGUAAAACCUUCCUCAUGGUAUGCUAUUCCAUAUAGAUGGAAUCUUCAUUGUGUUUGGUCUUGAUUUGGAAGCAGGACCUCAAAAGGUUUUGAUAUGUCAAACUUGCACAAAUAGCAUGGUAUCAUCUCAGAUAUUAUAUUUACAAUGCUUUGUUUAGCGAGACUGCAUAUGAGGCCUAGGCUUAUAUUUUCUCCAAGAUUGACCUUGGUGUAAAUCACUUCCUUUUUUCUUUUGUGAGUUUUGGGGAUAUUCCCAUUAUUUUUUA